AUGUCUGACUCGCUGUGUGCGUUUGUACACCAGCGAGUGUACCUUCACCAGUGUGUGAAGCAGGGCAGGCGCCACCACCUGACUCGCUGUGUGCGUUUGUACACCACCGAGUGUACCAUCACCAAGUUGGUGAUGCAGGAGAGAACCUGUGCUACUCUGAUUGGUCAGUGCCUUGGUGGGAUGCUUGUUGGAGAUCAAAUGUCUAAACAGGAGCAAAAUUGUCUCCCUUGGCUGGAAAACCCAGUGUUUGGAAAUGGGGCUGAAUUCACCUCAAAGAAAACAGAGGAGUCCAUUCAUUUGGUUUUAGAUAGCAUCAGUAAGCAUCAUUUGGUAGGGCUGGAUGAUAUGAAUCUGAAUGCAGAUGAUGUGCUCUUGUUGGAGUUCUGUUGUGGAUUAAAGUCAGAAGCUACAGAUAACCUCUGGGAAACCAUGCAAGAUUAUGCAUCUAGAGAGGACUGGGACACGUCAGAAAUAAACAAUGAUGAGGAAUUAGACACCAUGACCAGAUGUCUGUUGUGUGCUCUGUUGAAGCAUUGUAAUCUAGUCAAAGUAGCCUUGCAUCGAAAAAGUCCCCCCAAAACAUUACUGGUCAUCUUCCAGUACAUAUACAGAGUAAGAAGCUGCCUAAUGCAGCACCACAAGGCAAAACCGGGUCCCCUGUCCACUCACAGGCAACAGUCCCUAGAGGAGACUGGCCAGAAGGAGGACUCAUCAGAGUUUGUAGAGUCCCCCCAGAGAGAGGAGAUGAUGGAGGGGGAGAAGUCUGCAGACCAGGACCAUGAGAGGGAGGAAGCCAUGUCUGAUGUGGUCAUAUCAGAUGAUGAAGGGACAAUUAAAGAUUUACCACAGAUUUUGAAGGAAACAACUUUUGAAGAAGAGUGUAGAAAGUAUCAACAGAGAUGUUUAUUUUUGUUGUUAGGAGUUCGACCGGCUGUCUCAGAAACGCUAUCUCUCUCGCACAUUAAGAAAACAGAGGAGUCACCAAUAGAAUCUAGUAGUGAAGCAUCUGAGGCCACAGGGACCCCUGAUGUUAGACUGAAGAGAAGAGGAAGUGUCCCUGAUUUAUCUCCGUCCAGCAUGCUGGUGUUAGAACAACAGAAAGGCUCACAAGGCAAAAAAAAUGAAGAAAUGAGAGAUGGUACUUCUACACCAGAUCACAAUAGAAGAGAUACAAAUGUGGCUUCCCUUCAGAGAGUGAAAGAAAUGCUUCGUCGUCUCCGAUGGCAACAGGAGCGUUCCACAGUACCACACAGUCACCAUAAAGCUCACAGCAUUAAAAGCUUUGUACAGCAGAUAGCCUCCGACCUGUGUAAGUUUGUGUGUGGGGAGAAGAUAGGAAGCCCCUCCGUGGGUCAGGAGUCCACCAGCAGCUGGGAAGUGGAACCCAGGGAAAUGGCCUUGGCGUUAGAUGAUCAGCAGAAAAAGGCUGAGUCACGUUUGAGGGCAUUAAAUCAAAUAAAAGAGCUACUGUCAACAAACACUGCCAAGUCAGACCUGGACAGAAGCCCUACCCCCUCCACUCUUCUUAGUUCUGCCCAUAUACAGCUGAUGAUGGGUUGUUUCAACUUUGGUUCCCAGUUGUAUCAUUAUCAGGAUGGAAUAAGUGCAGCAAAGACAGAAGUUCAGCAAGAUAUUCUUUUAACUGUCCAUCAGAUUUAUGAACUGUUGGUGGCAGCACUGAUAGAAACUGACAAAUGUGUCAACAUUAAACAAGGGGAGUCAAAGAAAUUGCUGUUAUGGACAAUAUUUUCCCUGACAAUGAAGUAUGGGCCUUCAGACUUAUCUCUUGCUGUGUCUUGUGGACUUCUACCUCUUCUGUUUAAACUGACCCUGGGGAAUGCCAGACUGACCUAUUUAAUGCCAGUACCGAAGAGGAACCUCACAGCCUGCCAGUUUGACAUGAUCCUACAGUGUUCCAGUAUUAACCUGCUUAAUGUCAUUACUUUGACAUCAGG
Messenger RNA from Saccostrea cuccullata (small rock oyster), 1955 nucleotides. Its product is annotated as probable E3 ubiquitin-protein ligase HERC1. NCBI's taxonomy places the organism in Eukaryota, Metazoa, Mollusca, Bivalvia, Ostreida, Ostreidae. The record is from RefSeq and is a predicted model, not a curated record. The annotation marks the transcript as partial. The transcript is spliced from 13 exons.